This is a messenger RNA of Cynoglossus semilaevis (tongue sole), 3992 nucleotides long. RefSeq names its product protein phosphatase 1, regulatory subunit 12C (gene ppp1r12c). The record is from RefSeq and is a predicted model, not a curated record. The coding region runs from base 111 to 2201 and encodes 696 amino acids. Lineage: Eukaryota; Metazoa; Chordata; Actinopteri; Pleuronectiformes; Cynoglossidae. Gene Ontology annotation, biological process: signal transduction. The transcript is spliced from 19 exons. Gene Ontology annotation, molecular function: phosphatase regulator activity; enzyme inhibitor activity; protein kinase binding. Gene Ontology annotation, cellular component: cytoplasm.
CUCCUCCUCCUCAUCCACAGCAAGAACCAGGAAGUGAAAGUACACACAUGGAGGGUGUGCCUUCCUCCGUCUUAUUAUUAUGUCUUCUUUUUUAAACACAAAGUAAAUUAAUGGGGGACUCGGCGAGGACUAAGCGGCAGGAGCAGCUGAAGCGCUGGGCCGGCUCCUGCACGGACCAGGCGUCCGCCGUACCCCGGCGGAGGUGGCGAGGCGAUGCUACCGACGACGGUGCGGUGGAGCCCGAGGCCGAGCAGAGCUACUCCCCAAGGGAGCAGCAGGAUGAAGUCAGUCCCCUUCUCAAACGACGAAAAUCUGUCAGGUUUGACCGGGCGGCAGAGUUUCUGGCUGCCUGUGCGAGUGGAGACACAGAGGAGGCCUACGUGAUGCUGAAGGAGGCAGAGGAUGACUCAAAGAAUAGGAACAGAGAAGACGUGGGAGAAAUAAUUAACUGCUCUAAUGCAGAUGGAAUCACAGCACUACACCAGGCCUGUAUCGAUGGCAGCAUGGAGAUGGUGACCUUCCUUUUAGAGCACGGUGCCGAUGUUAACCAGGUCGACAGUGAGGGUUGGACGCCGCUGCAUGUUGCUGCUUCCUGCGGCUACUCUGACAUUGCAGACUUCCUUUUGAGGAAAGGCGCUUCUCUCUCUGCCGUCAACUGUGACGGUGACGUUCCCCUGGACAUAGCUUUGGAUGAAAACACGGAGUCUCUUCUCCAGGAUUAUACUUUGACACGAGGCGUAGACUUGAAUGCAGCAAAAAGGAUGGAGGAGGAACAGAUCAUAAAAGACGCCCGCACCUGGCUGAAUGACGGUACACCUGCUAAUAUCCGACAUGCAAAAACAGGAGCAACCCCGCUGCAUGUGGCUGCAGCCAAAGGCUACUUAGAAGCCCUCAAAAUUCUCUGUCAGUGUGGCCUUGAUGUGUCGGCGAGGGACUUUGAUGGCUGGACACCUCUUCAUGCAGCGGCACACUGGGGUCAGGGAGAAGCCUGUCGCAUUCUUGCUGAACACCUGUGUAACAUGGAAGUCCUCAGUAAUGCGGGGCAGACACCGUUUGACGUUGCUGAUGAAAGUGUGGAGGAGCUGCUGGAAGAGCUAUCACAGGAACAAGUCAAUUGGCGUAAGGAACGAUCCUUACUGGAGAGACAAAACCAACAAGGUCCCUGUGCUCCAAAUACUCAGAACAAAAAACGAAGGACCUCGGUGUGUAGGAUGAGCAGCAAGGAAAAGAUGAACGUUCAGGACCAGUCUAAAGAGAGAGGCAUCUCUGGGGAUCUGGAGCCGAGGAAGGAGAAAGACAGUAGCCCUGAAAACUCUGUUGUGUCUACUCCAGACACUGCAAGUGUGACUCCAGCUGAUGAGACACCAGAGGAGUGCAAUGUGGAAGAGGAACAAGAGAUAGAAAAGGAGCAGGAGAAGGACCAAGACACGGAGAAGGAGCAGGAAAAGGCCAAUCGCACAGCAAGAGUUCAGCCGACUCCUCAGAGCAGGGAUGCUAUCGCUGAGAGUUCCAAUACCCCCAGUUCUGAUAGACGCAAGUUCCAGGCUCCAGCCAGAGAUGAAGAGUCUGAAUCACAGAGGAAGGCUCGCUCGCGGCUGAUGCGCCAAUCUCGACGCUCUACACAGGGUGUAACUCUGACAGACCUGAAAGAAGCGGAGAAGGCUGUGGCCAGAUCUGCAGAUCAACCUCCACUUACUCGAAACAUCCAGCUCGUCAGCCCCAUCGUCACGGUCACGCCUGCAGAACGGGACACUGAUGUUUUGAAACAGACAGAGCCGGAGACAGAGAAACGUCUGGCUGUGAAGGACAAGAGGAGAGGGAGGAAGGAGAGACGCUCCACCGGCAUCGUUCAGCCUGGAGGAGAAAAUGAGGAGGAGGACAGUUAUCUGGACGAGACAAACAGUAUUAGCACAUCUUGUGAGAAUGAACUGGAAUUCUUAUCAGCCGACUACAGAACUCUGUAUUUCAAGGUGCUGCAGGAGAACCUGAUUCUGAAGGAGAAGCUGGAGGAGAUGGAGCUGCUGCUCAGCCAGAACAAAGUGGAGCUAGAGAGACUGCGACAGAACCAGGAAAAUAGCACAGACCGCCCUGCACUGCUGGAGCUGGAGAGAUUUGUACUGGGGGACCUCAGAGCAGACAACCAGAGGCUAAAAGAUGAGAAUGCUGCCCUUAUUAGGGUAAUCAGUAAACUCUCUAGAUGAGCCACGGAAAAAAAAACAAACAAAAAAAAGAAACGUUUUUACUAUAAGUAUUAACAGGAUUUUACCAGUCAGUUCCACUUAAAAGACACAAACCAGGAGAAACAGGACACUGUUGCAGGAACCCCAGAGUCCUGCAGCUUGAACUGAAGAAAAAAAAACAAACCUAAGGAUUUCAGGAUGCUCUAUUUGUUUUGAACAUUUGUGACAAGAUUUUUUCACACCUACUGUAAGAAAAACACAAACAAGCUGAACUGAUCUGUUUGUGCACUGAAAGGGGGUUUCUGUAGUCAUUCAACUUUUAUAUUCUUUUUUUAUUGUUGUAUAUUUUUUUCUUUUUUUUUUUUUUUUAAAUUGAAAGAAAUCUAUACUGUUAGACUCAAGAGCCAUGCAGAGUGAGUUAGGAGUUGUAUUCAGGUGCGAUUUCACACCACAGUUGCUUGGUCCUCAUUUCGACGUGGGUGUCGGUGUACUUGCUUGAACAGUGGUGUUGUUCACUUUGGUAUGCUUUGAAUGAACCAUUGUUCAUAUCCUUAGAUAGUCUGUGUGGUUUGGUCAGGUACAAAAGCUUACCUGAGAACUGGAACCAAACAAACAAUUUGAAAACAUUUGAGUCUUGUUGACUUUAAUUGGAUCAGAGUGCAGUUCACUUAAGAGUGUGAAAAUGCAAGGAGUGAACCAAAGAGAGGAAGCGAACCAAAGAAUGGAAACAAAUAGAUGGAGGUAAACAAAGACAUAGUUGUAAAAUGUCUUGGCAGACAUGUAGAGGUGCAGAUGAUUAGUGCUUCAUAAUCUGUAUCAUGGAGGUUUGUGGGUAUUUACUUGUUGGUGCUGGCCAAUCAUCACGAAAUCAUGUGCUUUUCUGUCAUGGUCAGUGCUGGUUUAGGGUGAUACCUCCAUAACAAGAAGCUGUUCCAACUGUGUGAUGUUCUCAGGCAGCUUGGUAAGCUUUCAGAAGUGCAGUUUGAAAGUGAACCAAAUUAAAAUAAUAAAAAUCAUUCUGCACACACCUGACCAAUUGAGUCCCAAUAACUAUACUGAACAUACUCUAGUAAUUUAGGUUUAAAAAAAAAAGCCAAUUGUAGAUUAGAACCAGUAUUUGGAAGACAUCCAAGUGCCAAAAAGCCAGUUUUGCAUCAAACUGUGAGGUCAGUAUUGUUUCUGAGGUUGAGUUUUGGGUCAAUGCUUUUGUUUUCUAGCUUGCAUGUUCAUGUCCCUGCUUCUCUGAAUGUAUAUUUGAGUAUGGAUAUUUUUUACAGGGGCUGUCCAUCAGUUUAUCCAUCUUGUGCCAAUCUUGGACUCUACACGUGUCUCUUAGUGUUUUCUCUCUAAACUGCUUCAUCUCCUUUUGGUUUAGAACUGUUCUGAGUUGUCUUCAAAAGUAUGUGGUAAUUUCACUUUGCCAUAAUCGUCCUGCCCUGAUAUCAGUAGUAGACAUAGAUGAAAAACAAAACGUACAUGUGUUAACUGUAUGUUAAUGCCGUGCCUUUCUAAUUAGGUUUGUAUGUAAUUUUUUCCAAACUUUUUUGGGUUUGUUCAGUAUAUUAAUACAUUUGGGGAAAAAACAAGAAAUGAUCAGUUUGUUUUCUUUUCUUUUUCUUUUCUGGUAUAUGACCCUAAAUGUCAAAUUUCUCUGCUAGCUUUUAGUUAACUGAAUAUUUAUUUAGAAAAAAAAAAGCCUAGUGUUAAUUUAAGUUCUGUUUUGGUAGGGAAAUAAUAUACUUUGCACAAAAUAAAUGGGCCUAAUAUUGCUUUUUUUGUUUUUAAUAAAUGUCAGUACCUGUUUUUUGGUUA